Molecule: messenger RNA, 918 nt
Organism: Dentiscutata erythropus
Lineage: Eukaryota; Fungi; Glomeromycota; Glomeromycetes; Diversisporales; Gigasporaceae
Source: the annotation of a GenBank genome assembly
AUGGCCGAAGAUUUAAUUAGCUUUCAAGUCACAUUCAAAGGAAGAACUAUUCAGGUGGAAAAUUUAACGCUAAGUCAUACGAUUCGAGAAUUAAAAGAGCAUCUCGCAGAAGAGACGAAUAUUCCUGUAGAAUUCCAGAAAUUGUUUUAUAAAGGUCUACUUAAUAAUGAUUCUACUCUACUAGAAUGUAAAUUUAAGAAUGGUAUCAAAGCAUUACUGGUAGGAAGUUCUCAGCAAGAAAUUCAAACAGUUAAUGCGGCAGAUUCGAAAGUUAUACACCAGCCGUCAAAAUCAAAAUAUGCAAUUAAUCCAUACAAAAAUAUUAGAACCGAAAAUUCAUUAGAUAAUAAUUAUACAUUUCAUAAAAUUGAAGUUAUUGAACAUUUUCCUAAUCCUGAUCAGGCCUUUGCCUUACUUGAGAAAUUACGCGAUGAUCGAGGCAUCCGUGCAAUAAUGUCACACUAUAAAUGGAGUGUGGGGAUACUGCAGGAAUUGAGCCCUGCUGAAAAAACAAUUUUAGGAUUUAACAGAAAUGCCGGACAAUUAAUUUCUUUAAGAUUGCGUACGGAUAAUAUGCAAGGAUUUAGGCAUUACCCCGAAAUCCGACGUGUCUUGUUACACGAACUCACACAUAAUGUUUGGAGCGAACACGAUGACAAUUUCCAUCGUUUGAACAGGCAAUUAAAUAAAGAUAUUUCAAAUGAAGAAUUUUAUAAUCCACCAGAGGAAGAAGAAAUUGAUGCGCGCUCGUGGGAAGGCGGUACAUAUGUAUUGGGUGGAGAUCCAUCUCGUGCUAAUGCUAUAUCAAGGCGAGAGCUCUUGGCGGAAGCAGCUUUGAUCCGAUUGACAAAAGAAGAAAAGGAACUAACUGAGGGAUGCGGUUCUCACAGGCAUUCAGAUAAACCCGAUGCUAGUUAA